CUGUCACUGCUGUCUGCGCAAUUAUGCGUCAGGCAAUAUCAGAAAACUUUGGCAAGAUGGAAUCAUAAGUCACAAAAGAGUUUAAAGGAAUAGUUCAUAUUUACGAUAAAUGCGGACUGAAGGUUGGUGAUUGUGUCAGUGGAGCCCUGUAAAACACUCGAAGCCAAAUUACUUUUACCACACCUUGUCAAAGUCUGCGUCUCACAGACAUAAAUGAGUGCUGAUUAUUACUCGCACAAUACAGUGCAAUAAAGUGCACAUAUGCUAAACAGACACUCCUUUCAGGCAACAGCAAGCAGCAUACCACCCACGCAAGCUAGACAACGAUCCCAGAACGGGGUUUCCUCUCACACCUUGCCUUUGCAGAGCCCGAACUGAUCCUGCCUGUGACAGCAGCCGCUUAGAGAUCACGAAGCCUCUCAGAUGUGAAUAACAGAGAGCGCUGAUGCACCUGGUGCCUGGACAUUCCAGCACACCGGCUUUUCCCCUGGAUGGAAUCAAAUGUGUUCUGGAAAAUUUCUUCAUCAUGGCAAAUCGGCCUCUGCCACUGUCUCAGGAGACUUUAGCUCAGUUCAAUCGCUCCAUGUCCACAGAACCAGGUGCCUCAGGGCCUCCAAGGCGACGUCUGGGCUCUAUCUCCACUCGCCGAAGCUCUAAAGACCAAUCCAAGGACCAGCCCCACCACAGACCCCUGUUUCUCAGGAGCAUGACGGUUCCUUCAUCCGAGUCAUCGUUCUUGAGCCCCAACGUCAGCAAUUCUCACAUCUCCAUGGGCAAGCGGUUCUCAUUUGCAGGCUGGCACCAGGGAGGAAGAGUGAGCUUCUCUGGACUGUACCUCCAACAACCCAUCCAGGAGGUGUAUGUGGAGAACACCUACAGAAUGGGACCAGAACCAGGGUGCCAUUUCAGUGCCAGCAGGACCCAGCAGAUCUUACAGGCCACUUUGGAUAGUUAUUUGGAAGGUGUGUGUUACAGUCCUGAUAGUUGUAGCCAGCUGUGUCAGAUGUUAGCAGAUCUAGUUCUCAGUAAACUAAAAGAUGUCAAUCCGCCACGAUAUAAACUCGUGUGCCAGGUGGUGGUCGGGCAGAGUGGUAAACAAGGUAUAAGGGUGGCCAGCCGUAGCCUGAUGAACCCCAACACUGACAACUACACAUCUGCUGUUUUCCAUAAUCACUCACUGUUUGCUGUGGCUUUAGUACACGCCAUGUAUUUUGAAUGAAGGCUAAAUCAGCAGCCCUUAAUAUGUGUGCACAAAAUGCAUGCUUAAAAAAAGGAAAUAAUAUUCUCUUUAAAGAUUCAAACCAAGGCUGCAUUUAUUUGAUUUAAAAAAACCAAAAAAAAAAAAAACAGAGUAAAAACAGUAAUAUUGUGAAAAAGAUCAUUACAAUUUUAAAGAAAGGAUUUUUUUAAAUGGUCAAAUAGGGGCAGUACGAUUUUUGGGUUGUUUCUCAAUGAAGUGUCUUAUACCAUAAUUUAAAAGAAAGUUUAUCCAUUUAAAAAAAAAAAGUAAAUUAAUACUGUGAUGGCAAAACUGAUUUUCCAGUAGACAAAUUUAGAAAUCAGUAUCACAAUUUAUAUACAUACAUAUAUCAUUUUAUAUACUUUAAAAUAGACUUUAUGCUAAGACGUAAGCAAUAACAUUUUUAUUUUCUGUCUAAAAAAAAGCUACACACACGCGCUUAUACACUCUAAUACACAUUGGCCACAAUUAACGGCACCCUUUUAUUCAAUACUUUUUGAAACCUCCAUUUGCCAGUUUAACAGCUCCAAUUCUCUUAUAAUGCCUGAUGAGGUUAGAAAACACCUGACAAGAGAUCAGAGACCAUUCCUUCAUCCAGAAUCACUCCAGACCCUUUAGAUUCCCAGCUCCAUGUAGGUGCUUCUUCUCUUCAGUUCACCCACUCAUUUUCUGUUGGGUUCAGGUCAGAGGACUGGAAUGGCCAGCAGAAGCUUGGUUUUGAGCUCAGUGACCCAUUUUUGUGUUGUUUUUGAGGUUUGAGUUUGGAUUAUUGUACGGUUGGAAGAUCCAAACAUGGUCCAUUAUAAGAUUUCUAACAGAGUCAGUCACUUAUUGAUUUUUUAUCUGUUGGUAUUUGAUAGAAUCCAUGAUGCCAUGUGUCUAAACAAGAUGUCCAGGACCUCCAGCAGAAAUAUAGACCCACAACAUCAAAAAUACAGCAGUAUAUUUCAUUGUAAACAUGGGGUACUUUUUAUCCCUGUGUUCACCAAACCCAUCGUGAGUGUUUGCUGCUAAAAAGCUCAUAUUUUUAGUUUCAUCUGACCAUAGAAGCCAGUCCCAUUUGAAGUUCCAGUCGUGUAUAACUGAAUAUGCUGGUUUGUUUUUGGAUGAAUUUUUCUUGAAACCCUCCCAAACAACACGUGAUGUAGGUCAGGGGUGCAAACUCGUCAGAAGUGAAAAAGGUGACAAACCAAACUACCUCUCCCCCAUUUCAUGUUCAUAAUCACCCUGGAGUGCUCAAAAUUGUGAAUAUGAAUGGGACUAUACUUCAGAGACAUUUCACUCAUAAGAAUUUCUAGGGGUGCCAAUAAUUGCGUCCAACGUGUAUUUGAGAAAAACAUUUCAUGAUGAUAUCCCCCCCCGCCCCCAUUUUAAAUUCUUAUUCUCCAAUGAAAGGUUAAAUUUUUGUGAUUUUUUUUUUUAAAAAGGUCAAAAGUAUUAAUGCGGAUUAAUUUUCACAGCCUUCUUUGAUCAUCUUUUUGGCCAUGACUAUAUACACAUGUACAUACACAUUUAUACAUCUAUAUACACACACACAGUGUAAUAGGGCUGUAAUUUUUGUUUGUUUUUGAAAUUAGUCUCUUAUGCUCACUGAAUGCAUCAUUAAAAAUGACGUUAAAAAGACUCUUACAAAGCCUGAACUUUUAAACCAAGAAAUGGAAAAAAUAGAAAUGAAACUUAAAUUAUAAAAUUAAAAUGUUUAAUUGUCUUUGAAACCUGGAGAAAAAACAAACAAAAAAAAACCAAGACACAGAAACUGUAUAUUUUCAAUAAACUUUAUUCCCCCCCCACUCUCCCAAUACAUAAAAAGUGAUCAUACUGAACAUUUCCCAGUGUUGACACCGUACAAUUAUGUUACAUCAAUAAAUAAAAAACUAUAAAUAAAAAAAUAAAUAGAACACGUGCCACAAUUAAUUAAUAAUACUAGUUAGGAUUUGUCUGAGGGUAAUGGCUUUCACAAUGUUGGUAUUCUGAACACUUAUUUAAACACUUACAGCCAUGGUCACAGUUUUGAGGACAUUAUGAUUACUUAUGGAGCAUGUCAAGUAAACAAAGCUGGAGGCACACUGAAUACAUAGUCUUUUUUUUUUU
This is a messenger RNA of Onychostoma macrolepis, 3331 nucleotides long. RefSeq names its product dynein light chain Tctex-type 5. The transcript has 5 exons. Bases 446 to 1219 code for a protein of 257 amino acids. The record is from RefSeq and is a predicted model, not a curated record. Gene Ontology annotation, biological process: microtubule-based movement. Gene Ontology annotation, cellular component: cytoplasmic dynein complex; cytoplasm. Gene Ontology annotation, molecular function: dynein intermediate chain binding. Lineage: Eukaryota; Metazoa; Chordata; Actinopteri; Cypriniformes; Cyprinidae.